Messenger RNA from Phyllopteryx taeniolatus (common seadragon), 2216 nucleotides. RefSeq names its product growth factor independent 1B transcription repressor (gene gfi1b). The coding region runs from base 305 to 1252 and encodes 315 amino acids. Gene Ontology annotation, molecular function: RNA polymerase II cis-regulatory region sequence-specific DNA binding; DNA-binding transcription factor activity, RNA polymerase II-specific. The transcript is spliced from 7 exons. The record is from RefSeq and is a predicted model, not a curated record. Gene Ontology annotation, biological process: regulation of transcription by RNA polymerase II. NCBI's taxonomy places the organism in Eukaryota, Metazoa, Chordata, Actinopteri, Syngnathiformes, Syngnathidae. Gene Ontology annotation, cellular component: nucleus.
UAUUCCCCCCUGCAGCUGUGUGUUUAGUGUAACUGUACAACCAGGAGUCCUUGGGUCUUCUACGCAAAUUGCCUUUUGCAGGUUGGGUCUUCCAUUGGUUGAAACCACAGUCAGAUUCCCCGACGAAAUUAUCUGAUUGGAAAUCAGGGAGGGGAGGAAAAGAAAGAGCAACAAGUGCGAUGCUUUUUACGCUGGUUUGCUUUUGGGACUUGAAGGAAAGGAUUUUUUUUGUGAGCCACACUAAGAUCUGAACGCCGAAAAAGAAAUAUAUUUUCAUUGGAUCUUGUUGAGUUAAUGAGGAGACAUGCCCCGAUCAUUCCUGGUGAAAAACAAACGGAGCACGUCAUUUAAUGUGCAUAGGUUGUAUGAAGAUGAGACAGGUGUCUCACCUCAGGGUACGGACUCUUCAGACAGGCCUAAGUCUGAGGGCCUGCAUUCCCUAACAGACCUCAUACCAUUAGAAAAAGAGGAGACAGAGCUUCGUCCUUUACCUAUGCAUGCAGAGCCCACCAGACUCCCUUUGGCUCCCACAAAGCCGUACUACCCAACAGAUCCUCAGAUGGAAUUCCGUACUUACUAUAAGCCGCCAUAUUCCUGGGAGCAGGUUCCUUCUCCUUAUCAGUUGGGUUUCAGCCCCACGGUGCUGCAGCAUGCCGCCAGUCUGUACAAUACGCACAUCAGUCGGAGCCCACAGCACCAGCAGCCUCUGGACUGUAGUACACACUACUCCCCAAGCUCAAACACCUACCACUGUGUCACCUGUGAUAAGGUGUUCUCAACGCCUCACGGCCUGGAGGUUCAUGUCAGGAGGUCCCACAGUGGAACGAGACCUUUUGGCUGCAGCAUCUGUAAAAAAACCUUCGGCCAUGCAGUCAGUCUCGAGCAGCACAUGAACGUCCACUCUCAGGAAAAAAGUUUCGAGUGCAAGAUGUGCGGGAAGUCAUUCAAGCGCUCCUCCACUCUGUCCACGCACCUCCUCAUUCACUCUGACACAAGGCCGUACCCGUGUCAGUUCUGCGGGAAGAGGUUUCACCAGAAGUCUGACAUGAAGAAACAUACAUAUAUUCACACAGGGGAGAAGCCCCAUAAGUGCCAAGUGUGUGGUAAAGCAUUCAGCCAGAGCUCCAACCUGAUCACCCACAGUAGGAAACACACAGGCUUCAAACCAUUUGCGUGUGACAUUUGCUCCAAAGGCUUCCAGCGCAAAGUGGACCUUCGCAGGCACCACGAGAGCCAGCACAGCAUAAAGUGACACAUCAACAGCAACCAUUUUUACAUGCUGUAUGUCCAUUCCCAGGUCUAAGAUCAGAACUUUAAGGGGGCUCAGCCCCCAAAUUAGAAUGUCGAGCACACAGUACAUUGCAAUUCAUUUAGGUACACAUUACAGUGUGACAGGAACCUAAUUAUUGUGACAUCUGAAGCACAUAUCCUAUUAUUGGGAACUCACUAACGAACACUUUGACAAAUGUAUUUUGUCCCAUAAAGCCCACAGUACUCAGGGCCCUCAGAGGCUAAGCUAAUAACCUCCAGACAUAAUUUUCAUUGCAAAUACACAUGAUAAUGUGUGUUUCAAAUCCAAAUACUGCACCACAGACUUGCGUCGUAAAAUCUGCUCUGAAACGUGAUUCAAACAAGUGAUAUGAGUGAUAACAAGUUCUGUGCUGCCAACAGAGGAGCGAUGUACAAUUAUGUGACAUGUCGCGCCAGCUGUUGCAGUGCAUUCUGGGACUGGGUAGUAUCAGAUGCGUGUGCGUUACUGUAUAUACAAAUUGGCCAAUUCAAUUGUGUAAAAAUGUAACAAAAAAACGUAUAAAUAAAAAUGCAUUGCACGUUGUGUAUUUUGCAUUCUUAGAAGACACUGUUAAGUAUUAAUAAUAAUAAAAUGGAUUGUACAACUACUGAGUUAAUAUAGUAGAAGUUAUCUGCUUUCAAGUUGUGCGUGCGUAGCUGUGUAGGAAAUGAGUUGUUGUCUUUUAGGUCCAAAAAUUAUCCCUACAUACAUGUAUGAGUUCUUUGCUAACAUAUUUAAAAUGCGUAUGGAUGUAAUGCGAGAAAAGCAAAUUAUCUUCAUGAGGUUUUCCAUGCUGUCUAUAAAAAUAAAGAACAAGCUGUAGCUGUGGUUGUUCUGUCCUAUUCCCUCCCGGGUAAAAUGCAUCUAGACUGUUAGUCUAGUAAAAUGAUGUGAUCAACUCUGUCAAUACACCUCUUCCAGCUCA